UUGAUCCUAUAUUACAUCCUCGCAAACAAUGCAUUUCACCUUUGUCCUCGCGGUUGUUGCUGCUUUGACAGCAUCAAUAUCUGCCAGUGACGCUGACAGUCUUGAUGACUGCAAUUUCUUUUGCGUGCAUAGCACACAAUGCCAAGGCUGCCCUUGGGAUGAAUGGUGUGUCCUCUUUAUAUGCACCAGCGCGUAGUUUGUGGCCGUUGAUCAAUGUGACGGUAACCUGCCUUGAUCGAGUGGCAAAGGAACCGAUCACGAUCGUCGACGAAGAGUGCAGACCUAAGGUUACGAGUCUUGGCUUACAUGCGUUUCAAAUGGAUUUGAUUUCUCUUUUAUCACGGGCUCUUGUACUGUAUUGCGCGAGUCUCUGUUGCGUUGUAGUCUACUUGCCGUCACAAACAUGUUUGCAUUUUACUGCCACUCGAGAAAUGGAGAAAAUAGAGGUCUCACUGCCACCAGCCAUACCUUACAAUGUUCGGUUACCUUUCAUGCAAACUAGUAGACUUGUCAGUGUCACUGGGAGCAAACUUUUCGUCUGUAAGUACCCCGAGCAUAGAGAUGAGGCCUUUGGUGUGCGCUGCCAGUUUUCUGUCCCUCACAGGGCUAGUCAAUGUUCGAUCCUUUUCGGCUGGAUGGACUCCAGGGUAAUCCGUCCUGAGCGGAAGUCCCUCACCAGUAGUACGCGUCUUACAUUCACCCCUGCAACACAACAUGGGCCGGGAGAUGUCGUUCCUGGACACCCUUGUGACAGUAGGACGUAUCUUCUCUCAUCGGACUCAACAUUACUGGAGCUCCAGCUGUGGGAUGAGCGGAUACCUCUCAUCGAUCACAGACGAGAACUACGCAGAAUUGAUUGUGAAAGAGACACUGACUACGGAGGAGAAGGAACGAGUUUGGUUUCCUUCAAAUAAUAACUGUCACCACGGGACAGCCAAGAAGAUGUCUCGGGGCGUGAGUGCUGUUACGAUUGUUUAUCUCUGUUUUGUG
Molecule: messenger RNA, 990 nt
Organism: Suillus paluster
Lineage: Eukaryota; Fungi; Basidiomycota; Agaricomycetes; Boletales; Suillaceae
Exons: 3
Coding region: 105-914 (269 amino acids)
Source: RefSeq, a predicted model, not a curated record